GCCACAUCUGACCUCAUCACCAUUAACUAGUUAUCAAUCCAUCCCUUUCGCCAACCUGCGCAUUUACGUAUCUCUCAGAAAGACAGCGACGAUUUCAACCUCUACACAGCUCAUGCCGCAAAGAUGCUCCUCGAAGAAGACCCCGCAACACUAAUCCAUCACACAAUCGGCAACUUUAACAUCCAACCCGACAAACUCGCCCUAACCCGCAUAACCGACUCCCUCUCCUCCCUCCAACAAUCGCGCGACCUGCGCACCCGCGAAGCAGAAAUCUCCCUCCGCAAACUCGCCCGCAACCUCAACACCCUCAGCGCCCAGCACGCAGACAAUGUCUCCUCGCACGACCCCGCCCGCCACGCUGCGUCCAUAGUCGAGCUUGAUACGAAGAAGUUUCGCAUUGCGAAGGCGGCGUCGGAGCUAGAGAUUGAGAGUGAGCGGCUGGAGGGGGAGUUGGAGAUGUUGAAGGCGCGGUUGGCGGAGUUGGAUGCGCAAGGUCUCGAGGGGGAUGAGAUAGCGAGGAGGGAGAGGGAGUUGGAUGAUUCGACGAUUCUCCGCCUCAAAAUCUACCGCUCACUCGGAAUCGAUGUCGAGUCCGAUGAAGCGGGCAACUACAACAAAGCAAUUAUCCGAAACAGCCGCAAGGGUGACGUCCACGUGGUUAAUAUCGAUCCGAAAUUCUCCCGGUUUUUCUAUGCAAAUUAUUUCUGGCAGACGAUGCAGGGGUGAUUGAUCGGCUCUUGAUUUCUUUCCUUUUUUAUUUCAAAUGUAUAACGUGCUUUCCUUCCUUGGGUGUGUUUGAUGGCGUUUGGGCUAUAACUCAUACAUAAUGUUUUGGUGUUUGGGUUCUCGGUGAUUACAGGCGUGGGAAAUGGAGAGUGGUUGGUUAUGGGUAGUAUUGAAUAUGUUUGGCGUACGCUAUCCUUGUUGAUGGCCCUUCGGUGAUAUCUGAAAUGAUGAGAUUCCUUAUUCCUUAGCCCAACGCUUAUUGCUUCAUUUUAUCAAAAUUCAGUCGUUGAAUAAAAUUAAAAUAAAAUAAAAUAAAAUAAAAAAUCGAAUAUGGUCUCGGACACCUUUUUUCC
Blastomyces dermatitidis ER-3 is the source of this 1079-nucleotide messenger RNA. Its product is annotated as kinetochore protein spc24. The coding region runs from base 124 to 726 and encodes 200 amino acids. The transcript is spliced from 3 exons. The record is from RefSeq and is a predicted model, not a curated record. NCBI's taxonomy places the organism in Eukaryota, Fungi, Ascomycota, Eurotiomycetes, Onygenales, Ajellomycetaceae.